Messenger RNA from Oncorhynchus kisutch (coho salmon), 2101 nucleotides. RefSeq names its product zinc finger and SCAN domain-containing protein 2-like. The transcript has 2 exons. Gene Ontology annotation, cellular component: nucleus. The record is from RefSeq and is a predicted model, not a curated record. Gene Ontology annotation, biological process: regulation of gene expression. Bases 98 to 1195 code for a protein of 365 amino acids. Lineage: Eukaryota; Metazoa; Chordata; Actinopteri; Salmoniformes; Salmonidae.
AGAGUGCCGACGUCACUUCCGUGCGCACAGCGUUCACGUUUGACAACAAGCUGCGUGUAUUUCGGGAAGAUAUUUUGCCCCCUAUAAUCGUCCAACGAUGACUAAAUUACAAUAUCUGAAUGUGUAUCUAACUGAGCGUUUGAUGCAAGCUGCCGAGGAGAUACUUGGAGUGGUCGGAGACACGAUCUCCGAGUAUCAGGAAGAAAUAGCCCGGACAAAGAGAGAAAACCAAUACCUGAAACAACACUUGAUCACACCGGUCUUACCGGCUCCUCAGCCCAUUGUCUCUUGGGUCUCAGAGCAGCAAACUCCCCCUGAGCAACAGCGCUGUGAGCAGGAGUGGAGCCCCAGUCUGGGCCAGAGGGACACAGAGAUUAAAGAGGAACAGGGUGAACUCAGGACCCGUCAGGAGGUAGAGCAGAUUCAAGGGCCGGAGGCUGAUACCAAAGAAGACUCCAUAACCAUUCCUCCCUGUGUGAAAAGUGACUGUGAUCAGGAGCCACCUCAGCCCACACAUCUUCUCCAAACUGUGGAGAACAGAGAGAAGUACUCUCUACUGACCAACACAACUGGACAGAUCAAAACAGAACCUGAUGGAGAGGGCUAUGGAGCAUCACUAUCAGAACCUACCAGUGACUCCCCUCAGUCUCAGCCCCUCUCUGCAGUAAAUCCAGACUGUUCUAGAACACAGAGUGAGAACACUGAAAGUGUUCCGAGAGAUCCAGAAAGGAGACCAGAGGAGGACACCCAGACACACUCAUGUACUCAGUGUGGAGCCGUGUUCUGUGAGCUUUCCCAAUUGGAUGCACACAUGCUAUCCCACACAGUACCACACAGUGGUGACACUAGUCACAGGCAAAUCCUCUGCACAGUCUGUUGGAAGUCAUUCACCUCUACCAGUUACCUCAAGGUCCACCUGUGUUCUCACAAUAAGGAGAAGCCCUUCCACUGUGGUGUGUGUGGCAAGAGUUUCAGCUACUCAGGCAGGUUCAGGGAGCAUCAACGCAUCCACACGGGAGAGAGACCGUACCGCUGCCACGUGUGUGCUAAACGCUUCAACCGGUCUGCCCAUCUGAAGACCCACCUGAGGGUCCACACGGGAGAGAAACCCUACUCCUGUCCUGUCUGCGGGAAAGGAUUCAGUCAGUCCAGCCAUAUCAAGGGACACCUCAGAACUCACACCCGAGGGAGGUAGAUGAAAGAUGCCUUUUUUUAUUAGGAUCGCCAUUCUCCGACGCCAAUGGCAACAGCUAGUCUUACUGGGGUCCAACGAAAAAGACAUUACAGACAAAAGACUUUACACUUAAACAUUAACAUGUAGUGUGUGUGCACUCAGUUCCACAUACAUGUUAGUACAUACAUGCAACAAGUAGGUCAAAUGGGGGAGAGGCGUUGUGCCUCUCCCUCAGUCUUUCCUCAACACUUAGCCAAGAGAGACUAGCAUGCAUAUUAUUGCUUCGGGGAUGGCGGUGUCAAAAAGCAGAGCAUCUUUUUAUCACGGAGAGACCUCUCCCCAUCUUUACAGCCAUUGAAUCAAUAUGUUUUGACCAUGACAAUUUACAAUAUUAAGAUAACACCAAAUAAUUUAGUCUGCUCAACAGCCAAACCAUUAAUUACCAGAUUCAGCUGAGAUCUAGAACUUACGGAAUGAUUUGUACCAAAUACAAUGCUCUUAGUUUUUGAGAUUUUCAGGACCAGUUUAUUACUGGCCUCCCAUUCUAAAACUGACCAACUCCUUGUUUAGGGUUGCAGUGAUUUCACUAGCUGUGGUUGCUGGCCCAUAUAGGGUUGAAUCAUCAGCAGACAUGGACACAGGAUUUGUUUAAUGACAGUGGCAGGUCAGCUUUCCAUCUAAGUUGUCAAUACCAGGAGGUUUGUCAUUAUUGAUCGAUAACAAUUGUUCCGCCUCUUCCACACAAACUUUACAAAAUUCAAACUUACAAUGCUUUUCUGUCAUUAUUUUCUUUCAACUGUUCGUGGUUGGCAUUUACUGCCUUAGGUUUGCCCUCUUUGACAAUGAAGUAAUUAUUAAAAUAAUUGGCAACAUUAAAUGGUUUUGUGUUGAGUAAGCCAUCUGAUUUUAUGGAAGAUGGAGUUAAAU